AUGGAGGAUCAAACACAGGCGAGUUUCACGAAUGAGACAGUUAACUUCUCUGAGAAGAAAGGUUUUAUACCGACAAGUUUCACGUUUGAGAUAGAUAACUUUUCUGAGAAGGAAGAUUUCAUAGAAUCUCCAAAAUUCUCAAGCGGCGGAUGCGAAUGGUUUAUUAUGGUUGAUCCCAAAAGAAAUGACAGUGGAGAUAUGUCUCUCGUCCUCUGCCUGUGCGUUGCAGAUUCUGAAUCAUUGCGUUUUGGAUGGAAAAGAAGAGCUAUUUAUUCCUUCAUUCUGAUGAAUCAAUCAGGCAAAGAGCUGUAUAGAACACCUGAAUCGUCGUGCGAAUUGUUCUGCGCUCAUCUCUUAGGACGUGGUAAAACAAAGUCCUUCUCACUUAGAAAGCUUACAAAAAAAGGGAUUGUGGAGAAGAACAAACUCAUUGUCAAAGUGGAAGUACAAGUAGUUGAAGUUGUUGAUGAUGGAGAUGUCACUGGGAAUGAGAUUGUAGAUUUGAAGGGUUUCCAAAUUCGUUAUUCUCAGGUUUUAUCAGCGGCUACGCUUUUCAUAGAACACAAAGACGUUGCAAAAAAAUUCAGACCAAACAGCCAAGUGUUGAAGACAACAUACAUGAACCUCCUUCUCUGUCUCAUCGAGACACUGAACAACAAGCCUCCACAAAGCUUCUCUGAGACUGAGCUAAGCAACGCUCGCAGCAAGUUGGCCGAUCUGACAGACGCAGGAUUCGAACUUGAUUGGUUGAAGACAAAACUUGAUGAAGUUACCUUGGAGUGGAAGAAAUCAGACUUUGGUACUCAAGUCCAAGAACUUCAGCAACACGUCAAGAAUAUCGAAGCUGAAUUUACUGCUGAGGUUUCGUCGUUGAAGCAGGCAAUGUUGAAUCUCAUGUCUGAGAUGAACAAGAGGCGAUAUUAA
Microthlaspi erraticum is the source of this 924-nucleotide messenger RNA. NCBI's taxonomy places the organism in Eukaryota, Viridiplantae, Streptophyta, Magnoliopsida, Brassicales, Brassicaceae. The record is from the annotation of a GenBank genome assembly.